GCGACGGUACUGGAUAGCAUAUAAAGUUAUGGGUGCCAACUCAUUUAAGUGUCCUUUCAGUCGUUCCAGUUUAUCCAUUGUUACACCAAUAAAACUUAAGCCUCACAAAACGUUUAAUAUCUUAUCCAACAUGUCGAUACCCGAAAAUCGUCUUCCUGUCGUCCGUAGAAUUCUAGCUUCGAAUUUACCACUUCCCACCACGCUCUCGACUGUCACUAAAUCCGAGCCAGCUGUUGAAGUAACAGCAGAUGAUUUAUCAAGCGCUCCAAUUCUAGAUGGAAAUUAUGCCAAAAUCAGCAUCUUCAAUCACAAAUCCAUUCCCGCCUCAACCGUUGGACACGGGAAACUUGAACUGGAAGAGGUGCCUGGGGCCGGGAUUGUAUUGCCUGGUGGGGCAAACAUCUAUUAUCUAGAUAUUGCGCCUGGAUAUUCUACCUCAAUACACCGGACGACUUCAGUAGACUAUAUGGUCUUUCAGACGGGUGAGGUGGUGUAUUUGACACCAGACGAGGCUUUUAACCCAGAGACAGGAAAGGGAAGGUUUGUGGAGACUCUAUGUAAAGCAGGCGAUAUUCUCAUUCAGCGUGCGACACUGCAUGGCUGGGCAAACCGAACCGACGAGUGGGUGCGCAUCCUGUGUGUGGUAUUAGAUGCUAAGUCUCCUUCCACGGAUAUUCAAGGUGGCAAUGCGAGACAUCAGUUGUCUGAGGUCUGGGAUGUCUGAUAUCUCAUGCUGAUGCUUUGUCACAGAUGCAAGGGGCGACGGCAUGUUUUUUAUAGAACAUAAAUGGGCGUUUAAAAUCCCAUCCAGCUGCUGCCUAAAUUUAUCACAAAGUCAUAUACUAUGAACCUCCCA
This is a messenger RNA of Pseudogymnoascus verrucosus, 856 nucleotides long. RefSeq lists its product as uncharacterized. NCBI's taxonomy places the organism in Eukaryota, Fungi, Ascomycota, Leotiomycetes, Thelebolales, Thelebolaceae. The record is from RefSeq and is a predicted model, not a curated record. The coding region runs from base 29 to 724 and encodes 231 amino acids. The transcript is spliced from 4 exons.